AAUCAGGACCAGAACCCAAACAACUUUAAAAUCUAAAUUUAUGACUAAAGCUUAUUAUUUUUUUAUUAUUUGGUGUAUUUUAUUAUAAAAUAAAAUCGCAACAGCUACAAUAAAUGUGUGACAAUGUGGACUACUAAAACAUUUUUGACUAAAACAAAACGCGGUAAUGUCUUAAAGAUUGUAAGAGAACAUUACCUGCGUGACGAUUUAUUAUGCGGUUCAGCAGCUUGUAAUGUCUGCCCCCAUAAAGACGAUGAACUUGUUUUGGAAGAAAAUCCUGAAUCAUUAUGCGGCUUAUUUGACUCCAAUCAUUACCUGAUUCUCGAUACAAAUGUGGUACUACAUCAGAUAGAUGUCAUAGAAGAAGACGCUCUGAAGAAUGUUAUUAUCUUACAAACAGCUUUGGAAGAAGUUAAACAUCAGAAUACUGCUACAUUUCAAAGAUUGUUGGAAGUUAUAGGAAAUAAAAAGAGAAAAUUCUUUUCUUUUGUUAAUGAACAUCAUAAAGACACUUAUGUUGAACGAAACCCAGGAGAGAAGCAAAAUGACCGGAACGAUAGAGCUAUCCGUAAAGCAGCCUCUUGGUAUGCCUCACAUUUAUCCAUAAAGAAUAUUGAUGGACAGUUUCCACAAAUAGUACUUCUCACCGAUGAUGAGAAGAAUAGGCAACUUGCCCAUGCUGAAGGCAUUUUAACCUGCUCUGUAAGUGACUACAUAAAAAAUGUAAAUGGAUAUCCAGGUUUGAGUGAUAAGUUAUCAAAAAAUGUUAUACCAGAGAGUUGUUCGAAGGAUGCCCUCUAUCCUGCUCAUUUGACACCCACACAGAUUCAUGCUGGUAUCAGGAAUGGAAAAUUGCAUCAGGGUACUUUUCAUGCAUCAAGAGACAAUUACUUGGAAGGAAAUGCUACCAUUAGUGGUUGUGAAAAAUCUAUAUUGUUACAAGGCCACAUAGGUAUCAACAGAGCUAUUGAUGGAGAUAUAGUGGCUAUAGAAAUAUUACCACAAGAAGAAUGGAGCAAACCCAGUGAUAUUGUCCUAGAAGACAAAACAGAAGAUCCCGGUGACUUUCUAGAGGAAGAGUCUCAGUUGCUCACUAUAAGUAAAGCCGAUGAUGAUAUAACUCCAACUGGAAAGGUUGUAGGCAUUAUAAGAAGAAAAUGGCGGCAGUAUUGUGGAAUUUUACUGCCUAGCAAAUUUCCAGGAGCUACGCGUCACUUGUUCACGCCAGCUGAGAAACGCAUACCGCGCGUGCGCAUCGAGACCCGACAGAGCGACAUCCUCGCCUCGCAGCGCAUCCUGGUCGCGUUGGACUCAUGGCCGAGGAAUAGUCGGUAUCCAUUAGGACAUUUCGUCAGAUCUCUUGGACCUAUUGGCGAUAAGGACGCAGAAAACGAAGUGAUAUUGUUGGAGCACGAUGUUCCGCACGCCAGAUUCAGUGAAGCCGUGCUCGCCUGCUUGCCACCCGACAACUGGACCAUUCCAGAGGAGGAGCUGGCGCGGCGCGUGGACCUGCGCGCGACGUGCGUGUGCUCCGUGGACCCGCCCGGCUGCACCGACAUCGACGACGCGCUGCACGCGCGGCGCGCGGCGGGCGGCUACGAGGUGGGCGUGCACAUCGCCGACGUCACGCACUUCGUGCGGCCGCACAGCGCGCUCGACCGCGAGGCCGCCGCGCGCGCCACCACCGUCUACCUGGUGGACAAGCGGAUCGACAUGGUGCCCGAACUCCUGAGUUCGAACCUGUGUUCGUUGCGGGGCGGUGAAGAGAGGUUGGCGUUCUCGUGUAUCUGGACAUUGGAUGAAAACGCUCAUGUAUUGUCUACGAAGUUUCACAAGAGUGUGAUAAAGUCUCGUGCAGCGAUGACGUACGAGGAGGCACAAAUGGCGAUAGACGAGACUUCACGCAACGAUGAAAUAGCAACUUCUCUGCGCCUUUUGAAUAAAUUGGCGAAGAAACUGAAACAGAGAAGACUCGACAACGGCGCGCUACUGCUAGCGUCGCCUGAAAUACGUUUCCAAGUCGAUUCCGAGACACACGAGCCGCUGGAGGUGCAGGCGAAGCGCAUAGUGGACACGAACUCCAUGGUGGAGGAGUUCAUGUUGCUAGCCAACGUGAGCGUCGCAGAGCGGAUCGCAGCAGACUACCCGCAGAGCGCGCUCCUGCGGCGCCACCCCGCCCCGCCCCCCGCGCAAUUCAACGCCUUCCUCAAGGCCGCCAGCCGGCAGGGCUUCGAAUUGGAUGUAUCAACAAACAAAUCGUUCUCAAAAUCUUUGAAUGAAGCAGUCAUACCUGAGCGACCGUUUUUCAAUACAUUGCUACGAAUAAUGGCGACCCGUUGCAUGCAGCAAGCGGUUUACUUCUCAAGCGGUUCUAAAACUCAGGAGGAAUUCUACCAUUAUGGGCUCGCGUGUCCCAUAUAUACGCAUUUCACAUCACCCAUACGAAGGUACGCGGACGUGGUGGUGCACCGGCUGCUGGCGGGCAGCGUGGGCGCGGACGCCACGCACGCGGCGCUGCUGGACACGCGCGCGGCGCAGGCGCUGUGCGACAACCUCAACUACCGCCACCGCCACGCGCAGCUCGCCGCGCGCGCCUCCGUCGCGCUCAACACGCACAUUUUGUUUAAGAAUCGUGAAGAAGUUGAAUCAGCCGUUGUUCUUGCUGUGAAACGAAAUGCUCUUCAAGUAUUGAUCCCCAAGUAUGGACUCGAAGGUCCACUUUAUUUGCCGUCUGAUAAAUUUACAUACAAUGAAGAGGAGAAUGUUCAAAUUUGCAACGACAUCGUAUUCAAAACUUUCGAUGAACUAACAGUGAGGCUCACUCUGGACAGUUCGAACUUGCAGCACAGAAAACUAGUGUUCCAGCUCGUGACACCCUUUAUACCAGGUGUUAGUUAUGUACAACAGACCAAGGACGAUCAGAUGGAAGUCGAAAAUGUAGAAAUUAAAACCGACGAGAAGAAAAGAAAAGACUUGCCUGAAACUAAAAACAAGAAGAAGAAAAAGUCUAAGACAUAAUAUAGUUUUAGUGUGAUAAGAGUAAAUAAAAAAAAAAAU
This is a messenger RNA of Vanessa atalanta (red admiral), 3057 nucleotides long. It is a transcript of the gene Dis3, whose product is annotated as exosome complex exonuclease RRP44. The record is from RefSeq and is a predicted model, not a curated record. The transcript is spliced from 15 exons. Bases 124 to 3018 code for a protein of 964 amino acids. Gene Ontology annotation, cellular component: nuclear exosome (RNase complex); cytoplasmic exosome (RNase complex). Gene Ontology annotation, biological process: rRNA catabolic process. NCBI's taxonomy places the organism in Eukaryota, Metazoa, Arthropoda, Insecta, Lepidoptera, Nymphalidae. Gene Ontology annotation, molecular function: RNA binding; endonuclease activity; 3'-5'-RNA exonuclease activity.